This is a messenger RNA of Rhizopus microsporus ATCC 52813, 346 nucleotides long. RefSeq lists its product as uncharacterized. The transcript has a single exon. Bases 74 to 250 code for a protein of 58 amino acids. NCBI's taxonomy places the organism in Eukaryota, Fungi, Mucoromycota, Mucoromycetes, Mucorales, Rhizopodaceae. The record is from RefSeq and is a predicted model, not a curated record.
GGGCAAACUAUUUACAAAGAGGAACAAAAGUCUGAAUCGCUUAAUCUUGGUUGAUUAUGUUCAUACCGAUUUUAUGCACAAUACCGCAAAGAUAGCUGCUAACAUCGGACGUAUGAGCUCAAAGACUAGAGAAGCAAAAAAGAGAAUGAUUGUAGUAGAAGAGAUCAAUGAGCUGUCAUUAGAAGAUACGGUGCAGAAAGUGCAUAUUGAUGAAGAAGUUUGUUAUAUUGCUAAGUCUUUUACGACGUAAGCUGUAUACGAUAUACCAACUGAACAAGGAAUGAUGACUGCAUGCAGUUGUAUAGACUUUCAACGAAAUAGGUGUGCCUGUAAGCAUAUGCAUUUG